This is a messenger RNA of Mangifera indica (mango), 2168 nucleotides long. RefSeq names its product beta-amylase 2, chloroplastic. The transcript is spliced from 9 exons. Gene Ontology annotation, molecular function: beta-amylase activity. Gene Ontology annotation, biological process: polysaccharide catabolic process. The record is from RefSeq and is a predicted model, not a curated record. The coding region runs from base 298 to 1989 and encodes 563 amino acids. Lineage: Eukaryota; Viridiplantae; Streptophyta; Magnoliopsida; Sapindales; Anacardiaceae.
GAGUCUGUCGCAACUUCACGUACCCGCUCAAACUUGUAGAAUCACGCCCAUCGUGUUGGAUCUGACGCAAGUCCCUCACGAGUAACGGUUGCUUUAGGCGCCAUUUGCUCUUGCAUGUCCUCUCCUCCUCUCUCCGAAUCGCUUUUGAAUUUAUUUGUACUUUGAGUUAGCAGGGAAAGUAACAUUAAAAACUCAGUCGGUCCACUUCUCGCUCUUUAAGGUACUCCACUCACCUAUUCUUUUACUCUGUCUGCUUUUCUAUCGAAACAAAGAGAGCCCUAGUUUUGCAAUUUCGAAAUGAAGAUUUCAUCAAUUCAUAUCAGUCCAAACUUGAACUCUCAUGCUCCGCCGCGUAUUGCGAGAAAUGCUUCGUCGUUUUCGCAUAAGCAAUCGCUUCUGAUUUCCGCUAGGGCGUCUUUUGGAUUACGGGGUCCCGCUGAGCGCUGUCCGUGUCGUUUCAAGUCUUCCAGUCGGAUUCUGGUUACAGCGAGAGAGAAAGGAGAAAAAACUGAUGAGCAUCCUCGUAUUGAUGAUUCUGCGGAUGCUAAAGAUGAAAGUGAGGUUGUACGCCUACCAUUGAAACUGUCAGAGCGUGAUUUUAAUGGGACACCUUAUGUUCCGGUCUAUGUUAUGUUACCGCUGGGCGUGAUUGAUAGGAAGUGCGAGCUGGUUGAUCCAGAAAGUCUGGUGGAACAAUUGCGGAUCUUGAAAUCUGUUAAUAUUGAUGGUGUUAUGGUUGAUUGCUGGUGGGGAAUAGUCGAAGCACAUACUCCUCAGGUAUACAAUUGGAGUGGAUACAAGAGGUUUUUUCAGAUUGUGCGUGAACUUGGGCUUAAACUACAGGUUGUUAUGUCAUUUCAUGAAUGUGGAGGAAAUAUCGGUGAUGAUGUAUAUAUUCCACUCCCGCAGUGGGUUAUAGAAAUUGGUCAAAGUAAUCCUGACAUAUAUUUCACAGAUAGAGAAGGAAGACGCAAUUUUGAAUGCCUAACAUGGGGAGUUGACAAAGAGCGGGUUUUCAGAGGUCGAACUGCUGUUGAGGUUUACUUUGAUUACAUGAGAAGCUUUCGGGUAGAAUGUGAUGAGUUCUUUAAGGAUGGAAUAAUUUCUGAGAUUGAAGUUGGACUAGGUCCAUGUGGGGAGCUAAGGUAUCCUUCUUAUCCUGCAAAGCAUGGCUGGAGAUACCCUGGUAUCGGUGAAUUUCAGUGUUAUGAUAAGUACUUGAUGAAGAGUCUGACCAAAGCAGCGGAAGCAAGGGGGCACUCAUUUUGGGCUGUAGGUCCAAAUAAUGCAGGUUCUUACAAUUCUACACCUCAUGAGACUGGGUUCUUUCGAGAUGGAGGUGACUAUGAUAGCUACUAUGGUAGGUUCUUUCUCAAUUGGUAUUCUCAAGUUUUAGUCGAUCAUGGUGGCCGUGUACUUGCUCUAGCCAAUUUAGCUUUUGAAGGAACUAACAUUGCCGCCAAGCUAUCUGGGAUUCAUUGGUGGUACAAAACAGCUAGUCAUGCUGCUGAAUUGACCGCUGGCUUCUACAAUCCAUCAAAUCGCGAUGGCUAUGCUCCAAUUGCAGCAAUGUUGAAGAAGCAUGGUGUUGCACUAAACUUUACGUGCGUUGAAUUGCGUACAUUGGACCAGCAUGAGGGCUUUCCAGAGGCGCUGGCAGACCCUGAAGGAUUGGUUUGGCAGGUGCUGAAUGCUGCAUGGGAUGUUUCCAUAUUAGUUGCUAGUGAGAAUGCUCUCCCUUGCUAUGAUAGAGAAGGCUAUAACAAGAUAUUAGAAAAUGCUAAGCCCCGAAAUGAUCCAGAUGGGAGACAUUUAGCUGCUUUUACCUACCUCAGGCUAAGCUCAGUUCUGAUGGAGAGACACAACUUUUUAGAGUUUGAACGAUUUGUCAUGAGGAUGCAUGGGGAAUCGGUUUCUGAUCUCCAAGUUUAUCCAAAUGAAAAGCAUCCAAAAGUUCAGGAGAUAGAUGGCCAAGUUGCUGCAGAGUGAUGGUCUUUGUUACACUGCUGAGCUUGAGAGUCAACUUCAUGUUGCUGUAUACAAGUAAAACUUCCAAUCAUUCACUAUCUGGGUUUGUGUCCAGUUGCACAACAUUAAUGGCUCUUGUAAGUUCUAUUUGAGUACACUUCAUGGAUAGUGGAUCUGGAAUGCAUAUAUCAUACAGAUGA